AUGCAGCAACGUCCCUGCCUCACAGACCUGCCCACCGAGAUUCUCGAGGCCAUCUUCCUGAACCUGGACCCGCUGUCGCUCGUCGCCGUCUCGCAGGCCAACAAGUUCAUCAAGCGCCUCACCACCGAUGCCCCCAUCAUCUGGCGCCACCUCUGCAAGACGCAGUUCAAGACAUGGGACGCCCGCCACCACAUCGCCGCCAAGUUUGCAGCGCCGCUCUCAGACGUCGACUGGCGCGCCCUGUACAUGACCAAGCAUAUGAUUAACCGCCGCACAAGAGACCUGCUCAACCACAUUGUCGCCACCCAGCGCGACCGCAUCCGCUGCAUCAACGACAUUGCAGACUAUGGCUACGACGCCAAAGAGGCCCUGCUCAGAGAAUGCGCCUGUCCAGAUGACGCCGACGAUGUGCUGGCGCGAAGAUACUACGCCAACGCCGUCCUCGAGCGCAUCCAUCGCGAAGUCGCCAUCAAGCUCUGGUCCAGUCUGCAGGACGGCAAGGAUGUGCCUAUUGAGCGAGCCCUGGGCGCAUACGACGUCUUUGCCCGGGUCGGCGAAGAAGUCGACGUCGACGUCGUCUCUGAUGACAUCGGCCAACUUGCCAACGGCUUGCUGGAAGAGUAUCCGCACUUUCGCAACUGGAGCCCGCGAGACAAGGCCUCGACGCUAGCCUCGUAUCUGCGAAACCGGGGCUUCAACGGCGUCCCUGAUCGCUCAUACCGCGCUCUGCGAAACUCCUUUAUUGGCCUAGUCCUGCGCUCGGCCGCUCAUGAGUCGCUUCCUCUGAUCUCGGUAGCCAUCUACUGCGCCGUUGCUCGACGUGUUGGCCUUGAUGCCCGUCCCUGUGGCUUCCUCUUCCACGUCUACACGCUUGUAUACGCGCCCAAGAACUACACGCUUGAUGGAAAAUACAAGCCUACCAGCUCUACCGAGCGCGACUACAUGUAUCUGGACCCCUUCCGCUCUACCUCAGAAGUGCGACAGGGCGACUUGCAGCGUACCCUACGCGACAUGGGCGUACCCACCAGCGAACAUGGCGCUUUUCUGACUGAUACCAACACACGAGAAAUGGUCCUCCGCACCGCGCGCAACAUUAUGAACUCUGUGCAAACCAUCCGUGAAGCUGAAGCCGGUAUGCGCAAUGUCCAGGCGUCAUGGGUAAACGCAAGUCCAGACAUGGACAAUGCAUUCUACGCAACCAUAUGGGCCAUGCUGCUCCUGGGGCCAAAUGAUGAUCCUUCCAACAUAGGCCACACCACCAUCCGCCGUCGCCAGUAUCUGCCUUAUCUGCUCGAACACUUUCAAAUGCACUUCCCGUGGGAUGUCACCUUGCUCUCGCGCUACGUCAUUCCCAUGUUCUACAACCAACCCGAGGGGCAUCGGUUGCUGCAGUUUGUACAGAGCAUGAAUCACGUAGAUUCAAUGCCCAAACCCAUUAUUAGCCGCUCCGAGCGCACAACAAAAGUCGCCUUCAAAGUCGGUCAGAUGUUCCAACACAAGCGAUAUGGCUACGAAGGUGUCAUUACGGGAUGGGAUGUCGUGUGCGACGCAAACGAGGACUGGAUUCAAAACAUGCGUGUUGAUGCUCUGCCGAACGGGAGGAAUCAGGCCUUCUAUCACGUCCUCGUCUGUGAUAAAUCCGUUCGAUACGUUGCCGCAGAGAACAUCCAGCCCGUAAGCGAGCACACGUAUCCUUCAGAGGCGUUACUGAAGCUUGCUGGCCGCCACUUUAAACGGUGGGAUGAUGCAAAUCACUGUUUUGUAAGUAAUGUGCGUGAAGAAUACCCUCAUGAUUGAAAGGAACAAACUCAGCAUACGAAUGGCGUCCUGAUGUCUUGGGGCUUUUUGGGUCUCUAACUUGGUAUUCGGGAAAGGUGUGUUCUUAUGGUUGCUAAAAAGCGUGUGUUGACGAAUAACUUUGUAAUCCUUACUUCCUUUUUGAUUCUCCCCUUAUUCCAAAUUCC
Exserohilum turcica Et28A is the source of this 1964-nucleotide messenger RNA. RefSeq lists its product as uncharacterized. The transcript is spliced from 2 exons. Gene Ontology annotation, molecular function: DNA binding; protein binding. Lineage: Eukaryota; Fungi; Ascomycota; Dothideomycetes; Pleosporales; Pleosporaceae. Bases 1 to 1797 code for a protein of 598 amino acids. The record is from RefSeq and is a predicted model, not a curated record.